This is a messenger RNA of Plodia interpunctella (Indianmeal moth), 1041 nucleotides long. RefSeq lists its product as uncharacterized. Lineage: Eukaryota; Metazoa; Arthropoda; Insecta; Lepidoptera; Pyralidae. The transcript has 3 exons. The coding region runs from base 621 to 1007 and encodes 128 amino acids. The record is from RefSeq and is a predicted model, not a curated record.
UAAAACUAUUGCCUUGAAUAACUCAUAAAAAUAAAAAUAAUUACCUUAAUCAUAUAAACGUUUGUUUUAAAACACUAUCUAUCCUCUUAUUUACCUCUAACAUUCAAGAAAAUAUCAAUAAACAUUCACAUCUAAUAGGUCGCUCAAUUGGUGAUUUACUAAUAGUUGAAACGCCACAGUCGUAUAAUUCCGACAGUAGUGCUGUGGUAAAACAAUUUUAAUAAAUUAUUAAAAAAUAUAUAUUUUAUCUAUCCGGGUAUGUUGUUUGUGAUAAAAAUGAGUCAAUCAUAUUUUCUCGAUAAAUAAAACCAAUUAAGUAUUGGUUUCUAAUACAAAAGGGCAGAUUUUAUCCUAAAAUCAUCAAAUAUAUAUUAACCGUUUCCGUGCGGAGGUCUUUUUAGUAAUCUUUAGUUCCUGGCGUCAAACAUAAAUUCCGUGAUGCCUCUGAGGCACCAAGCGCCAGAGACUUUGAUGAUUCCCCUGGGGAAUCAUCCGCCAUGAAUUGUAACUUGUAGCUUGUUCUCGUCUACUUGCUAAAAUGUCAUUUGCCAUUGUGUAUCUAACGUAAGCAGUCAGUAAAUUCGUUCAGUGCGUUUAAAAGUGACGAUCUGUGUGUUUUUAUGGAAAUGGAAGAGUCACCCAGAAAAAAAAUGAAAUAUAUUCCUCAAUCAGAAGUCGAGACUCAAUGCGACGACGACGACGUGUUUUAUGAGAAUUCACAAACUUAUGACGAUUCGGAACCAAUAGCGAAUAAUGUUAGUGGAACUAUAAAAAAAACAACGAAGGAUUGUGCAACAUGCACAGAAAAAAUAAAAGAUAAUUCCACGAGCCUUCCGUCCACGAGCACCAAAAAGACCCGGGAAGAAAUAGAUGAGCGGCAGAUUCCAACAAUUAUUGAUUUGCAUGGUUGCAAAUAUUUUGGACAAUUCGUGUCCAACGAAUUGCUACGAUUUAGUAUAAAUGAAAGAUAUGCAAUCAUGCAAAAUAUUAUAGAAAUUCUGAAAUAAUCAUUUACCAACAUUAUAGUAAUGUGUGAGGAUA